Habropoda laboriosa is the source of this 2622-nucleotide messenger RNA. It is a transcript of the gene Top3beta, whose product is annotated as DNA topoisomerase 3-beta-1. Bases 1 to 2556 code for a protein of 851 amino acids. The transcript has 12 exons. Gene Ontology annotation, biological process: DNA topological change. Gene Ontology annotation, cellular component: nucleus. The record is from RefSeq and is a predicted model, not a curated record. Lineage: Eukaryota; Metazoa; Arthropoda; Insecta; Hymenoptera; Apidae. Gene Ontology annotation, molecular function: DNA binding; DNA topoisomerase type I (single strand cut, ATP-independent) activity.
AUGAAGUCGGUUUUAAUGGUCGCUGAAAAACCAUCCUUGGCAGCUUCUUUAGCCAAUAUUUUAAGCAAUGGUCAAUGUACUACCAGAAAAGGUUUAAAUGGAUCUUGUUCAGUGCAUGAAUGGAUAGGUCAAUUCAGGUCAGAGACUGUUAAUUUUAAAAUGACCUCUGUUUAUGGUCAUGUUAUGACAUUAUACUUUAUCGGAAAAUACAGUAACUGGGACAAAGUUGACCCUGCAGAGUUAUUUGUGUGUCCAACUGAAAAGAAAGAAGCAGUUCCUAGAUUAAAAAUCCCUUAUUUUCUGGCUAAAGAAGGAGGUCACUGUGAUUCCUUAGUAUUGUGGCUAGAUUGUGACAAAGAGGGUGAAAAUAUUUGUUUUGAAGUUAUAAAUUCAAUUCAGCAAAGUACAAAUAGAAGAAUAACUUCAAAUGAUAUUUGGAGAGCAAGAUUUUCUGCUAUCACAGAAAAGGAUAUAAAAUCUGCAUUAGAAAAUUUAGUGAGGCCAAAUGAAAAUGAAGCAAAAAGUGUCGAUGCUCGGCAAGAACUGGAUUUAAGAAUUGGUUGUGCUUUUACAAGGUUUCAGACAAAAUUUUUUCAGGGAAAAUAUGGAAAUUUAGAUGUUUCUCUCAUUUCCUAUGGUCCUUGUCAAACACCUACAUUAGGAUUCUGUGUACAAAGGCAUGAUGAAAUUCAGACAUUCAAGCCAGAUCCAUAUUGGGUUCUACAGGUUACAGUUAAAUGUUCUGAUGGCCAAGCCAUUAUUGUGAAUUGGAGCCGAGUACGAUCUUUCGAUAAGGAAAUAGCAAAUAUGUUUCUAAGUCAUGUUAAGGAAUACGAGCAAGCAACGGUAAUAAGUGUAGAAAGCACGGAGAAAACAAAGCCACGGCCCAUAGCUCUAAACACAGUAGAAUUGAUGAGGGUAGCAAGUUCGGGCUUAAGUAUGAGUCCGCAUUAUGCUAUGCAGAUUGCAGAACGCCUAUACGUUCAGGGAUAUAUAAGUUAUCCUCGAACCGAAACAACAUUAUACCCAGAUAAUUUUGACUUACUUGCAACGUUAAAACAACAACAGAGUAGUUCUGAUUGGGGAGAUCAUGUUCGUAAAAUAUUGGCGACAGGUAUUAAUAGACCGAAAAAGGGAGUUAACGUUGGGGACCAUCCACCCAUUACGCCAAUGAAACAUGCUACACGAAGUGAACUUGAUGGGGAUUCGUGGAGAUUAUACGAUUUCAUAACACGACAUUUUAUUGCUACACUGGCUCAUGAUUGUAAAUAUCUGAGUACCACGGUUAAAUUUGAGAUAGGAAUGGAAAUGUUCACGGCGAACGGUCACAGUUUACUAGAUCCCGGAUAUACUAAUAUACUUACUUGGCAGGCGCUUGGAAACAACGACACUUUGCCUAAAUUUACACCUGGUGAACAAGUCAAUAUACAGGAGACAAAGUUAAUCGAAUGCUACACGCAACCCCCAGAUUAUCUAACAGAAUCUGAAUUGAUAUCUCUUAUGGAGAAACAUAGUAUUGGAACUGACGCUUCUAUUCCAGUACAUAUAAACAAUAUAUGUAUACGAAAUUAUGUCAAUGUUGGAGCUGGUAGAAAGUUAAUUCCUACUUCUCUAGGGAUUGUAUUAGUACAUGGAUAUCAAAAGAUAGAUCCUGAGCUAGUUUUACCUACAAUGAGGUCAGCAGUAGAGGAACAAUUGAAUUUAAUAGCUCUGGGACGUGCAGAUUUCCACGCUGUGCUACAGCAUACGGUUGAAAUUUUCAAACAAAAAUUCCAUUACUUUGUGAAAAGUAUAGAGGCGAUGGAUCAGUUGUUUGAAGUUUCAUUUACUCCUCUGUCUGCAUCGGGUAAAGCACACUCUAGAUGUGGAAAGUGUCGACGUUAUAUGAAAUAUAUACAAACAAAACCAUCGAGGAUGCACUGUGCACACUGUAACGAGACCUAUAAUCUUCCACAAAAUGGCAAUAUACGAAUAUAUAAAGAACUCAAGUGUCCAUUGGAUGAUUUCGAGUUGCUCUCGUGGUCCACCGGAGCACGAGGAAAGAGCUACACGUUCUGUCCAUAUUGUUACAAUAAUCCUCCAUUUAGAGAUAUGAAAAAGGGAAUGAGCGGUUGUAAUUCCUGCACACAUCCAACAUGCCCACACGGCAUGAACUCUAAUGGUUUAUCGAGUUGUCUAGAGUGCAACGCUGGUAUACUCGUACUUGAUCCUUCGGCUGCACCCAAAUGGAAACUUGGAUGCAAUCGUUGCGACGUUAUUAUUCAUUUAUUCGAGAAUGCUCACAAGGUAACUGUCGAUACAGACGUGUGCGAUUGUGGGGCGCAAUUAGUCACUGUGGAAUAUAAGCAGGAGAAAACCAAGCUUCCUAACGAAGCCACGGAGAUGACAGGUUGUGUCUUUUGCACACCAGCCUUCCUGGCUCUCGUAGAGAAACAUCGUGCUGUCGCCUCGAAACCGGUCGCGACUCGCGGUCGUGGUCACACUAAAGGUCGUAGUCGGGGAAAACCUCAUGCCCCGAAAGAUAAGAUGGCUCAAUUGGCCGCGUAUUUUGUAUAAUCGAUCAGUUUGUAAAUGAAGUACAUAGAUGUUUACCAUUCUCUUCCGUUCACUCUUCGACACAUC